AUGAGCUCCUUCGAGGCGGCCAAGCCGGCGCGCUCCGGCUCGCGCGUGGCGGCGCUGGGCAAGCGCCCGUCGCUGCUGCACCGCAGCUCCGACCCCGAGUUCAGCGACGCCGAGCUCGACGACGCCGUGGAUAUGGGCGAGAACGCCGUGUGGGCCAACCUGGAGGAGCCCAUUUACGCCGAGAAGGACGUGGAGAUCUUCCGCCCGACCCAGAAGGAGUCCAGUCUCCCCAUGUACUACGCCAAAGGCUGGCUGCCCUUCGCGGCCGACACGCUCUUCGACGCGCUCAUGGAUGCGCGCUACCGCAAGUCCUGGGACAGCAACGUGCACCAGGUGCACGUGGUGGAGCACCAGCACGUGAGCGACGUCAUGUACUUCGCGCUGAACCUGCCGUGGCCGCUGGCCAACCGCGACUACGUCUAUCGCCGGCGCGUCAAGUUCUACCCGAAGCAGAACGCCUUUGUGGUGCUGUGCCAAGCCGCGCACCACGCGGACGUACCGACCAAUGGCGUCCGUGUCCGGGUGGAGACGUCCACGCUGCGUCUGUGCAUCCGCAGCAUGUCGAGCUCGAACGACUCGUGCGACUUCCACCUCGAGUACGAGGACGACACCAACUUCAGCAUCCCGAACUACGUGGUGAACCUGCUGCUGCAUACGAUGAUGCCGUCGUUCAUGACGGAGCUGCGGAAGGCGUGCGCAGGUUAUGCCGAGUACAUUAAGACACUGGACGAUAAUGGAGUUCAGUGCAUUCCCUCCCAGGUGACUCGCCAUCGCAGUGCAGUGCUUGCUGCAGCGACAGCGUCCGUGGCGGGGAGUGUGAGCUCCAUGGGGAGUAAGGGCGCGAUCGGUGCUUCGGUGACCGAGGAGAGGAAGCCUGUGCGAGCUAGCCCACGACCAGGAAGCAGCUUGUUCUUUCGAAGCAAGCGGCCGAAGCGCAAGCCCGGCCUGGUGGGUCGAGAAACCGACGAGCACAGCAGCAUGAGCGAAGACUGGGAGGUUGAAGACGCACCUCGCAGCGAACCACCGACUACACAAAGUCUGCGACCGUCUAUCAUCCAUAGAUCGCUCUCGACGGAGGUUAGUGCGAGCUAUGGUGAUCUUGGACCUCGAUUGAAUCACUCUUCGUCGGCCGGCAACAUGGAAAUGAGGUCAGUCAUGGCGCCUUCGUCAGCGUCCGAAUUUUCGCGCGCUAGUUCGGUGGUGUCCGCGCAGGCAGCUUUACAUACUGUCGACGGACCGUUGACGCCUCUGGAUGAUGACUUUACCAUUCAGUUCAGAAAGCAAAAGGUUGGUUUGCACCUGGAGACCGACGUAUUUUCAAACAAGGUGCUAGUUGCGUUCUGCGAAAAGGACAGCGAAGUAGCAGCAUGUGGCGAGCGCAUUGAGCCAGGAUUCCUCGUGACCUCAGUGGACGGUGUUUCAGUGAGUGAUUUUAAGUUUACUGACAUUCUGAGCGAGAUCCAGCGAGCACCGCGCCCACUCACGCUGGGUUUCACUCAUCCCGACAGAGAAGCAUCUCUUCAAUAUCGUCGCUUCAAGGAGCCCCAAAAUGUGCUGAGGUGCCUUGUAUCUCGAGACGAAAAUGAUCUACUUGCCGCGUUACGCCCAUUAGAUGAAGAAGCAGCAGUGAGCGCUGUGCUCAAGUGUGAUUUCGUUGCGCCAGCUGCCACACCGUCGAAAGGGAAGUUGAAAGCUACAAACAGCAGCCCGGGACUUGUGGAAUCUCCGUCGUCUGAGCAUUCAACCCCCGUGCUACAUCCGUCCUUGUCUUCCCCAGAACCAGGGGCGGCACGAGUCCUGGUACCAGCUGGCUACUUGGUCUACGAAAUCAAUGACUCGUACGUCCUGGACGUGCCGUACGCUGAAAUCGCUCACUUAUUGCGUCGAAGCGGUGAUGCAUGCGUGGUAACGUUCAAAGCGGCUAUGGCAGUUGUAGGUGGAAGCAAAAGGAAGUCGUUGAAAAGCCGACACAAGAUCGUCAGACGCUUCUCGGGCGUGUUCCGGAAGAAGCGCAGGGCGUCUGACGCUAGUGCUACAGCGAGUAUCAGCUCGACUUCUUCGCGAGAGUGGGCAAGCGGGAGGGGCCAACGCAGAGCCGGGAGUUCUGACAGCGAAGUAGUUCAAACUACCGACACUAAUUCUGACGCCUAUGGCCUAACCGAUUACUCGUCUGUCACAGUCACAGCAGAGAACCUCGACUGGGUGUGGCAGCAGGUUCAGCUUUUGAAGGCAACGGAGCGCAUCUUCUCAGCCGCACUCCUCAUUGAUCGGCUUGAGGCGUUUCUAACAGACACUGGCAGUGCUAACAAGAUCAUCGCAGCGGCAAAAACAAGAGUAUUGCGUGCAAUGCACGACGAGCGGGAGUUGAUUGACCACAUUAAAGAGCGUCGCGAUCAAGGUGUGAAGGCGCUCAAGGAGUUUAGCGACAAGGAAGGUGACGAUGAGUGGCAGUUUGGACAGACCAUGCUGGGUGUGACCACCUCCUGGAAACCCGAUGCCGAUGGCUCAGUAUGGAUCAAGUUGGAGGGUCUCGUUGAUGGCGUAUAUAUCUUCAAUACUAUAUCGGUGAUUCGCGAGGUGGAUCUCUACAGUGUAUGGACGCCGUUUUGCUCUCAGUCGUUGCUGCUGCAAGACAUGGGUCACGUGGAGCUGGCAGCUUACUUGGCGAUUUCGUCGCCGUUCUUGCAACGAGACGCGAUUAUUAGAGCCUUCGGCAUCAAUGCCGUUUACGAGAACCGCUGCCUCUUGCUCCUCGGAGGGUCAGUGGACGUAUCGACAGUGACGAGCCGUGUUCCGGUCCCCACAUUGCAAGGGUGGAACGCGGGGCGCAUGGAGAUCAAGGGGUUCCGCGCACUGAUCGAGCCACUCACACGCACGCAAGCGCGCACUUGCAUCGUCGCGAACAUCGACCCCAAGUGCGCGAUUCCUAAAGCGAUGCUCAACUUCGGCAUCAAGAAGAUGGCUGGCAUCCUCCUGUACCUCAUUCGUAAGGAGGCCGAGAAGAUCGAGCACGACCACAAGAAGAACGCUGCGAACGAGCACCUUCGCCGUAUCAACAGCGACCCCAGCGGCUUCUACACGUGGCUCAGACCCAUCGUGGAUAAGUACUUCCUGGACCAACGCAAUGGCGACCUGCCGGAGCCGCUCUCGCUAACUGCAGAUAGUCCAGUGGAAUGGUCAACGGAUGCGGAUUCGCCUCGUGCAAGCCGCAGCAGGAACACAAGAACCGGCAGUCCGCGUCUAGCCAAGCGGCGCAGCUCGACCCGAAUCGCUGCCUUUCAACGCCACGCGCUCACCGCUUCCUCCGUGGACAGCAUGGAGACCGUGGCCGAGACCCCUCCGAGCUCAAGCAAGCGCGACUGGAGCGACUACCUGCACGACUUCACCAUUUGGCCGUACCUACUGCUAUUUAUCUUCGCCAAGGCGUCUGCGGGGCUGCCUCUGCUGUACGCGUGCGCGCUCAAGUUCGUCUUCACCUGCACCUGCACGUGGCUCGCCGUCCCCGGCGCCUUCCCUCGAUCCACGCGACAGUGGAAGCGAGCGCGGAACGAGCUGGAGCCACUUCGACGGCAGUGCGUCGUGCUGGCAGCUAUCUGCGACGUGCUGAGCUCCUGGGCGCUGCGCAUCUGGGUCCGCUGGAUCGAGUGCUACCUCGGCGCACUGAUGUACGGCUCAACUGCAACCGCACUCUGCCUCGCUCGCUCACCGACGGAAGUGCGCGAGUCCGAGCAGUUAUCCAUGAUGGUCGUGUGCUUCCUCUACGCUAGUGCUGUUGUCGGCGUGCAGAUUGCAGUCAACCUGUAG
Phytophthora sojae is the source of this 3804-nucleotide messenger RNA. RefSeq lists its product as hypothetical. Bases 1 to 3804 code for a protein of 1267 amino acids. The transcript is spliced from 2 exons. Lineage: Eukaryota; Oomycota; Peronosporomycetes; Peronosporales; Peronosporaceae. The record is from RefSeq and is a predicted model, not a curated record. Gene Ontology annotation, molecular function: lipid binding; protein binding.